AUCACCCUCCAAUACAUACCACGACCUCCACGCAGUCAUCGUCGCUGCCACAAUGACGUCGACUUCGUCGUCUUCGACCGCUGCGGCUGUGUCAUCCCCGGCACCCUCCCUCUCCUCGUAUCUCUCCCGUCACGCAGACUUCCAGGACAUCGACUCCCCUUCCUCCCCGCUUCCCUCCCUCUACUCCUCCCUCUCCUCUCUGCGCUCUUCGAAUCCAGCAGCCUAUCGCGCCAACCUGGAAUGGUGGAACAAGAUACUUACAGAUGUCGUAUGGCAGAGGGCUCAACGGGACGAUGUCAAGGGCAAGGCAAGGCAGCGUGAUGGAGAGGAUAGGUUGGUCCUGCAUGUGGAUGAGGAGAUGCUCGACGGGUGGAGCUUUGAGCAAGUGGGGAGACCGAUGGGUAUCGGUACCGUCGUGCUCGAUAUGGCGUCCAAAUCCCAUCUUGUCUCUCUGACCCAAUUCCUUACGACCACUGCUGCCAUUGCUGGACCUUCGAGGGUGGCCGCCUCUCGAUCUUCUUACGUUCCUUCUGCAAGAAGUGUUGUCGGUUUUGUCGUCGGCAAACCACUCUGGUGGGCUCUGUCUAAUCUAGGCAUCACAGGCGGAGGUGGAGGGGAGGAGGACGACGAAGAUGACUUCAAAGAGUGGAAGAAGGCCAGGGGCAAGUGGGUCGUGUGGGAGAAUGUAGAGCGUACCGCUUCCGCCUUCCUGCAGGCUCACUACUCCCAAGCAACCCUCUCCCCACUGGACUCUCUCCUCCCUCUCGCAACCUUUCGCUCCCGCCUCCUCUCAGCACAACCCAGCCUCUCCGAAGUAGACCAACAGAUUGUUCUCAAACACCUCUGCCGAGACAGGAAGGUUGCGCGGGUGGAAAAGGGGCUGGUGAAGCUGGCUGCGUAUGAGGGGGAGGAGGUGGAGGCCAUUACUGAACAGGACCGAGGUUUGGUGGCUAUCAAGGAGACACACGACCGACUGGAGACGCAAGUUGCGGAGCUUGAGAGGAGGAUGACGGAAUGCGAUGCCAAAGUACAACAGCACCUCCGCGCCUCCCAGAAGCCCCAAGCUCUUAAUGCCCUCAAGCUCAAGAAGCACCUAUCGUCCAUCCUGGACAAGCGUCUUGAUUCCCUUUCCACCCUCUCCUCCAUCCUGCUCAAAAUCGAACAAACAGCUGGUGAUGCUUCCAUCCUCGGAACCUACGAGACGGCCACCUCUGUCCUGCGCAACCUCCUCGCCGACCCUCGUCUGCAGCGCGACAAGGUCGAGAGCACAAUGGAGGGUCUUGAAGACGUCGUGGCCGAUCAGAGGGAAAUCGAUGAGGCGGUCAAGGAUGGAGGGGAGAGGGUGCGCUUGGCUGCUGGACAACAGGAGAUGGAUGAGAGUGAGCUGAAGGAGGAGAUGGAGAGGUUGGAAGAAGAGGAGAAGAGGGAAAGGGAGGAGGAGAAGCAGAGGAAGAUCAAGGAGGAGGAGGAGACAGCGAGACAGAGGGAGAGGGAGCGCAUUCAGAGGCAGAAGGAGGAGGAAGAGAGGCAGCGCUUGGCCAAGGAACGAGAGGAGGCGGAGAGGACGAGGAAGCAGAAGGAGCGCGAGGAGGAAGAGAGGGCAAAGGAGAAGGAGCUAAAGGCUAGAGAUGGGCAGCAAGCAGAGGCGGUUGCGGAAGCGCAGCAAAGCCAGCAAGCAUUGCCAGCUGAGAAGGAGAAGGAGGCUAUAACCACGUCCUGACGACAUCGUAGUGCACUGUCGAAUGACUUCCGACCAUGUGUAUCGGCUUCUCAGAGUGGAAUAAAUCCUUUUCCUGGGCGAGAGCCAGAGCCUGUCCCGCUCGACCGCAUCUUCUAGAUUUCCGGCCCAUCUCUUUGCUAUCGUCUACCGCUCCCAUCCCUACUCUCGUCUCGCGCAGAUCUGUCCGCAACCGGUGCAUAUAUCACAACCUUUUCCAUACUCCCUCAAACUCUGAGCCGGCCGCCUCCUGUUCUAGCCGCAGCCUAAGCCUUGACAGGCUGACCAGCUGCGACCCUUCUUCGGAGGUCCUCCCUGCUCUCCUGACCUACA
This is a messenger RNA of Microstroma glucosiphilum, 2050 nucleotides long. RefSeq lists its product as hypothetical. The record is from RefSeq and is a predicted model, not a curated record. The transcript is spliced from 4 exons. Lineage: Eukaryota; Fungi; Basidiomycota; Exobasidiomycetes; Microstromatales; Microstromataceae. Gene Ontology annotation, biological process: vacuolar transport. Bases 53 to 1720 code for a protein of 555 amino acids.